AUGCUAUUUUGGCACAACCAGCUGGAGCACCUGUGGCCCGGUCCCGGGGAACUGUACCCCGGGCCUCCAAGCAGCUUGCUCAGGGAGUCCCUGCCUUUGCCCUACCUGAAGCAGGAGGAGCUGCCCAACAUCCCCAGCAUGGAGCCUCCCUGCCCCGCAUUCCAGUACGUGCUCUGCGCAGCCACCUCACCAGCCGUGAAGCAGCAGGAGGAGGCCCUCACCUACCUGAACCAGGGCCAGUCCUAUGAGGUACAGAUGCUCUGCAACUCCAAGCUGGGUGAUGCCACCCAGUGGCCCCGGCUCCUGAAGAUGAGGGAACAGGCUCAGGUCUUAAGGUCCUUCCUCAGUUGCACAGCGUGUGAGUGGCAGAGUGUGGUGCGUGUGGUGUUUCAUGACCGGCGCCUGCAGUACACGGAGCAGCAGCAGCUGGAUGGGUGGAGAUGGAGCCGGCCUGGGGACCGCAUCCUGGACAUCGAUGUGCCAUUGUCUGUGGGGGUGAUAGAACCCCAGGUGCUCCCCUCACAGCUUAACACAGUGGAGUUUCAUUGGGACCCGACCAAGAGGACCUCCCUCUUCCUCCAGGUUCACUGCAUCAGCACCGAGUUCACUCCUCGGAAAAAAGGCGGAGAGAAAGGCGUUCCCUUCCGCCUCCAGAUUGACACGUUCAAGCCCAGUGACAAGGAGCUUCCACCCGAACACCUGCAUUCAGCUGGCUGCCUCAUCAAGGUAUUCAAGCCCAAAGGAGCUGACCGGAAACUGAAGACUGACCGGGAGAAGAUUGAGAAACAGCCCCUGCAUGAGCGAGACAAGUAUCAGACUGCCUGCGAGAGCACGGUCUUUGUGGAGUGUUCACCGUGGCCAGAGCCCAGUGCAGAGCCUUACCCGCCUCUCAGCCCUCUGGCUCUGACCUCCCCCCACUCCUGCAAGCUCCUGUCCCCAGAGAGGCUCUGCUGCUCACCACCAUUCAUCUUAGACACCUUGGGGGGCAACCCAGCUGAAGAUCUGAACCCUGGAGCCUCCAUCCUAGAGACGCAGCAGUGGUUGCAUCGGCACCGGUUCUCCAGCUACUGCAGGAUACUAGCCAAUUUCACUGGCACUGAUCUGCUGAAGCUCACCCGGCAAGACCUUAUCCAGAUCUGCGGGGCUGCCGACGGGAUCCGCCUUUUCAAUACUCUUAAAGCCAGACCCAUCCGUCACCGGCUGACUUUAUAUGUGGCUCAGGAGGCCUCUCGGCAAGAGAACGAGGUUCCUAAGACCCCUGAAUCAGGCUUUUACCAGGAGAUUUCUCUGGAUGAACUCAGUGCUGUUGAGCUGAUGGGGAAACUGGCAGAGCUCGUGGCCCUCCCAGUCAAUCAGAUCCACCGCCUCUUCCACCAGGGCCCUGGGGGCAUCCUCAUUCUCCUCAGCGACCAGGUGGUUCAGAAUUUUAAGGACGAAUCAUACUUUGUGGCUGUGGUGAAGAAAGGUAGGGGUUUUAGAGGGAGAUGUCAGCUUGUGCCAAAGGGGCAGAGAUUCAUAUAGCUAAAAGAUAGCUAUUUAUUGCUCAGGAAAAAUGUGACUAAAUAAAUGCAUUCUCAUGAGGGGGAAAAAUUCCAGUUUCUCUGUUAGGGAGUUUAUUACAAAGGAAGGUAAGGCCCCUCCCUCUUCUGCCCUACCCAACCUGCAACAAUCAUAUGCAGCAGGAGGGCAGGUGCUUGCUGACUAGUCAGCUGGUAGUUCUGGUUAUUUUGAUGCCAGCCCUCUGUCCCUGCUGUGAUACUACAGUACACUGGGAGGCU
Messenger RNA from Miniopterus natalensis, 1778 nucleotides. NCBI's taxonomy places the organism in Eukaryota, Metazoa, Chordata, Mammalia, Chiroptera, Miniopteridae. The record is from RefSeq and is a predicted model, not a curated record.